AUGAAGUUAUAUCUUACAUUAUUAUUUUUCGUUUCAAUUGCAGUUUCAGCAACUGUCUAUGAAUAUAUUGACAACACUGGUUCCGCUUAUGCUUGGAAACAAGGUUGGAUGAAAUCAUUCAAGAUUCAUGAAUCAUGUAACGCUACCCAAUACAAUCAACUUGCUGCUGGUUUACAAGAUACUAUUGUGGUUGCUCAACACGCUAGAGAUCAUACUCUUAGAUAUGGAAGAAAGUCUCCAUUCUUCAAGAAAUAUUUCGGUAAGAAGACUCCAACUGCUCCAGUCAUUGGUGUUUUUGGUAUUGUUGCUGAUGGUGAUAAGAGUGAUUUAUUAUUCCGUUGUGAUGACCCUGAUGACAAAUGUAGGAAUGAAGGUUGGGGAGGAUACUGGAGAGGCGAAAAUGGUACUAAUGAAAACAAUAUUUGUGACUUAAGUUUCUUGACAAGACAGUCAUUACCACAGAUGUGUAGCCAAGGAUAUACUGUUACUGGAUCAAAAGCUAGUGUCCAAUGGUCGGGUGAUUUGUUACAUAGGUUGUUCCAUACUCAAAGUGCUGGAGAAGACCAGAUUGAUCAUUAUGCUGAUUCAUAUGAAGAUAUAUUGGAACUCGUUGCCCACAAUACAUCGUACACUGUCAAGAACACAGGUUCAUUGAUUCUCUAUGCUAUGGAUGUCUAUGCUUUUGAUUUGACAGUUCCAGGAGUCGGUUGUAAUGGUGAUAAAGACUUCAAGAUUGAAUUGACCGAUGGUGAUGAUGAAGAAGAAGAGGAUAACCAUGACCCUGACCAUGACCAUGACGACGAGCAUGACGACGGCCACGGCCACGACCAUGACCAUGGCGAUGAUCCAACCAAAACUGAAGGAUCCAGUUGUCAUACCCAUGCAGAUGGCGAAGUCCAUUGUGCUUAG
Molecule: messenger RNA, 909 nt
Organism: Hemisphaericaspora subhashii
Lineage: Eukaryota; Fungi; Ascomycota; Pichiomycetes; Serinales; Debaryomycetaceae
Gene: PRA1
Product: Pra1p
Exons: 1
Coding region: 1-909 (302 amino acids)
Cellular component (GO): extracellular region; cell surface; fungal-type cell wall
Molecular function (GO): zinc ion binding; integrin binding; metallopeptidase activity
Source: RefSeq, a predicted model, not a curated record